Molecule: messenger RNA, 518 nt
Organism: Westerdykella ornata
Lineage: Eukaryota; Fungi; Ascomycota; Dothideomycetes; Pleosporales; Sporormiaceae
Exons: 1
Coding region: 142-480 (112 amino acids)
Source: RefSeq, a predicted model, not a curated record
UCAUCUCGGAGGGUUGUGCGGAGCACAUUCCGCCACCGUUGUCCACCUUCGACGUAACCCGACCUCGGUUUUUGCAAUCUUUUCGCUCUUAAGCAUGGCGCUUGGUUUUUACGAUCACCCACACGGAAGUAACGACUGUUGAUGUCAAUCUCUUCCCUUUUCUUCUCUCUCUCGUUAUCUCUGCAUACAUUUUGUAGACGGCCUUUAGGGUUAUGGGACAUUCGCAUUUUUCCACCAUGGAUUAUCGGAUUGGGAGUCUUGGAUAGGGGCCCUCAUUACUGGGUUCUGGCGCUUGUAUAUAUCUGGUUAUUUGUCUUAUUGCUUGGGAUUGCGGCUUUGGGGUCCUUUGUCGCAAUGGGAGUUUGUGGGCCUCUUUGCUAUGGCGACGGUCCUUUGGAUAGGGCAAUGCAGGUACCGUUCUUAUUUUAUCAGAUAUGUGAUCGUCGUAUGCAAUGUGAUGCUGGUCCGGUGCAGAGAUAAUCAAUUUAUCCUGCCAUAAUGGGAAGCUGAGAAUGAAG